GUCGCCAUUUUGAAGUAAACAGGCGGUGGGCGGUUGCGCGGGCAGCGGUUGGCUGUUGUCCCUCAGCUGCCGACCAGAGUGGCUUCUUGGCGAGGCCCCCCUCUUGUGACUGGCGGGGCCGCUGAUGAGGAGGAAGCGGCGGCGGAGGAGGAGGCGGUGGCAGGAAGGACUGAGGGGCCCCGGAUAAGCGACGCGGAGGACGGGAGCUGCCUCCGACAGAAUGAAACGAGGCAGAAAAAACAGCAAGACCAGCAAUCAUUUAUCAAAUGAGAAUACAGCAGAUGGCAAAAAAGUGAAAAUUACUGAUGAAGAAUCUGCUGAAGUAUUUCAGGGCCCUGACUGGGGGAGCCUAAUUCCAGAUAUUCUACUGCAGGUGUUCCAGUAUUUGCCUCUUCUUGACCGUGCUCAUGCAGCCCAAGUCUGCCGUGUGUGGAACAAAGUGUUCCACAUGCCUGAAUUAUGGAGAUGCUUUGAAUUUGAACUGAAUCAGCCAGCUACAUCUUACUUCAAGGCUACUCAUCCAGACCUCAUCAAGCAAAUUAUUAAAAGACAUUCCAAUCAUCUACAAUAUGUCAGCUUCAAGGUGGACAGCAGCAAGGAAUCGGCUGAAGCAGCUUGUGAUAUCUUAUCACAGCUUGUGAACUGUUCUUUAAAAACACUUGGACUAAUUUCCACUGCUCGACCAAGCUUCAUGGAUUUGCCAAAGUCACACUUUAUUUCUGCACUGACCGUGGUGUUUGUAAACUCCAAAUCACUUUCUUCACUUAAGAUAAAUGAUACACCAGUAGAUGAUCCAUCUCUUAAGGUCCUAGUUGCUAACAACAGUGAUACUCUGAAACUGUUGAAGAUGAACAGUUGUCCUCAUGUUUCUCCAGCAGGUAUCCUGUGUGUGGCUGAUCAGUGUCAUGGUUUACGUGAGCUGGCGUUGAACUACCACCUGCUGAGCGAUGAGCUCCUCCUUGCUUUGUCUUCUGAAAAACACGUCAGAUUAGAACACUUGCGCAUUGAUGUAGUCAGUGAAAACCCUGGACAGACGCACUUCCAUACAAUUGAGAAGAGCAGUUGGGAUGCUUUCAUCAAACAUUCUCCCAAAGUGAACUUAGUCAUGUAUUUUUUCUUAUACGAAGAAGAGUUUGAUCUAUUCUUCCGAUACGAAAUACCAGUCACUCACCUUUAUUUUGGGAGAUCAGUAAGCAAGGAAGUGCUUGGCCGGGUUGGGAUGACUUGUCCUCGCUUGGUUGAACUGGUGGUGUGUGCCAAUGGAUUACGGCCACUGGAUGAAGAGUUGAUUUGCAUUGCAGAGCGCUGUAAGAAUCUGUCAGCUAUUGGCCUUGGGGAGUGCGAAGUCUCCUGCAGUGCCUUUGUGGAGUUUGUUAAGAUGUGUGGUGGCCGCCUGUCUCAGUUGUCUAUAAUGGAGGAAGUCUUGAUUCCUGACCAGAAGUAUAGCUUGGAGCAGAUUCAUUGGGAAGUGUCAAAACAUCUUGGUAGAGUUUGGUUUCCAGACAUGAUGCCCACAUGGUAGUCUCUGACAAAGGCAGGGCACAUGGAAAAGCACCUUACAUUUUGAGCAUGCCAUGUUGCAGCUUAAUCAUAUACAGUGGUGCCUCGCUUAACGAAUGCCCUGCUUAACGAAAUUUCCACUUAACGAAAGGUUUUUUCUAGUGGAGGUUGUCUCACUAGACGAAUUUGUUUUACGAAAAAUUCGUCUAGCAAAUCGCGGUUUCCCAUAGGAAUGCAUUGAAAUUCAAUUAAUGCGUUCCUAUGGGCAAAAAAAAAAUUAAUGCAUUCCUAUGGGAUUCGCUAGACGAAUUUUUCGUUAUAAGAAAAGACCUGUGGAAUGAAUUAAAUUCGUCUAGCGAGGUACCACUGUAAGCUAAUUUGUAGUUUGCAAUGUGUUCUAGAAAACUCACAUACUACUUAAUUUUGGUUUCUAAAAUGAACAUUUAAGAGGGGAGACUGAGGGUGUUCUGAAACACUUGUCUAUAAAAAAAAACUUUUUCAUUUUCUUUCCCCCUUUUGAGACAGGGUCUACCUAAAUGUAUGUAGAAACUGAAAAUAGUUAACUGAUACUCAGAUGCUGUAGCUCAGACUUUACUCUGAUAAAUGUCAGUAUUUAAACUAACUUUAGGAACUGCAAUUGAUCUUACAGACUGAAGUACAAUUUGUAAAGGGUGGAAGGUCACUUUUCUUAUAGACUCGGAGUUACUAACGCUACCUGUGCCAUGUUCACUCAGCUAUUUAUCCUAUGGAGUCGCAGGUUAAAGUUACAUACAAUAAGAUGUAAGGUACGACAUGUGAAGACAGAGCAGUACAGCUACAUAGUUGAAUUGUAUAUAGAAAAUGCUUAUUAAAUCACUUAAAAAUAUUUUUGUGUGUAAAAAUUACUAGUAAUGAGUUUUUCAAAAACUUAUUUGUUGCACUUUUGAGACCUAAAUUUGACGUUUAUAGGGUGUUAAAAUCUGUACAGAAACCUGUUUUAAGGUAUUAUUAAAGCUCAGGAAGCUAAAGUAUUAUAGGAGGAAUCUGCUGUAUAUUGAUUAUGACUCAAAAUUGGUUUCCCCCCAACUGUUCUACAUUUACUUUUAGGAAUUACGCUGUUCAUAUUUCCUCAAUAAUAAACAAAGCCAAAUGUUUGUACAAAAUAGCUAAAUGGAAUAAAUGGUUUUUUAGUGUAAAGAAGAAAGUAUUGUCUGGACUCCACUGCUACCAGAAAGACAAGGGUUAAGUAAGGCGUCGGUGGUUGCUGCCAUCCUACCUGAACAACAGCUACAUUUUCCUAGCCGAUGGUACAAAAGAGAUUACUUAUUGAUCAAGACCAGGGGUCUAGAGAGGCACAAGCACUUGAGCAGUUUUAUUUUCCUUCCAUAGCAGUCACCUCUCACAUCCAAAGGAUGAUUUUUCAGAUGGUUCAGAUCUGGCAUCCCCAAACUUCGGCCCUCCAGAUGUUUUGGACUACAAUUCCCAUCUUCCCUGACCACUGGUCCUGUUAGCUAGGGAUCAUGGGAGUUGUAGGCCAAAACAUCUGGAGGGCCGCAGUUUGGGGAUGCCUGGUUCAGAUUUUUUUUGAGGGUGUUGUUGCUAUAAGGGAAAAGUCGCCUUGCAUGUACCAAAAAACCACUAAUGUCUAAGAAGAGCUAUAAAACUUUCUGCUAUCAGUCAGGAUCAAAAUAAGUGAUCAACUUAAUCCAGUGGUCUUUAGACUUAUCCCACAAACGGCAGUCCCCCUCCCCCAUGCUACAUGGCAAACUGGCUGUAAUGCUCUCCUCCAUUUCAAAAAUAUUUUGAGAGCUAGGGGGAAAUAAAAUAAUAAUAAUAAAUAAAUAAAUAAAUAACACUUUUUUUAUUUGUACCCCGCCCAUCUGGCUGGGUUUCCCCAGCCACUCUGGGCAGCUUCCAAGAGAGAUUAAAAAUACAUUAAAAUGUCACACAUUAAAAACUUUCCCUAAACGGCUGCCUUCAGAUGUCUUCUAAAUGUCAGGUAGUUGUUUUUCUCUUUGACCUCUGGUGGAAGGGCGUUUCACAGGGUGGGUGCCACUACCGAGAAGGCCCUCCGCCUGGUUCCCUGCAACUUGGCUUCUCGCAACGAGGGAACUGCCAGAAGGCCCUCGGCACUGGACCUCAGUGUCCGGGCGGAACGAUGGGGGUGGAGACGCUCCUUCAGGUAUACUGGUUUGGGUGUUUUUAAAGUAUAAAAUUGCAUUAGCCCCAUUCUUCAUAAUGGCGCGGCUUCCAUAUUCUUCAGCAUUAGCACAUUUGCCAAGGAAACCUACUGUAUUGCUGUUAUGAACUUAAGUGUGGUGCAAUGUGUAAAGGCUAGCUUGUAUCUACAUCCAAAAUAUUUUUGAAACAUUUCUUUGAGCAAUCUUUUCUUCCAGUCGUAUUUAGUAAGAGAAACGUCUCCGGAGUAAUGAAGUCUAGGUUUGAAGGCCUACACAAAAUAGGCCAAGGAAACACUAUGCCAGAGAACAGUCUAAACAAGCUUUUAAACGGAACCUGAAGGUGUGAGGCAAACGUAGUGAAGGUUUAAGUGGUAAUGCAGGCUACGUUUUAAGGUUUGACUAAAAGAUCCAUUCCAUGAUAUGUGAAGAAAGAUACCUUUAAUUAAAAGCGUUAACGUUUAAAAAACAGUAACUUAAUGUAUUGAAUCAGAAAUACAUUUUGGCACCUGUUUUUGUACAUGUUUACCUGGACAGAUUCUGAUAUUUUCAGAAGUAUUACUUCUCAAAAGACCCAACAAAGACCAUGAUGUGAUACAGAGUAAGUGAUAAAACUUUGCAGGCACUUUCUAUUAGAUUCCAUCAAAUGAAAAAAAAAGUAUGGAUUUUAUAUUCUGAGUGUAGGAUCCUCUUGUAAUUAGAAAAUGUACCCAUUAUAAUUACUGUCAAAUUUCCAGAUGUAUAGAUGAGAGUGAACUGUAAGACAAGUAUAUGAUUGAAAGAACAUUUUGUUCAAUGGACUCUACAUCUGAAUAGGAUACAUGUUUCUGUAGAUCUUUAUCAAAUAGGCAGAUUUUAUCUGAAUUUGUUUAAAGUAACACUUUAAAUGUCCUUUUUGAUUCUAAAA
Zootoca vivipara (common lizard) is the source of this 4563-nucleotide messenger RNA. It is a transcript of the gene FBXL3, whose product is annotated as F-box and leucine rich repeat protein 3. The record is from RefSeq and is a predicted model, not a curated record. Gene Ontology annotation, cellular component: mitochondrion. NCBI's taxonomy places the organism in Eukaryota, Metazoa, Chordata, Lepidosauria, Squamata, Lacertidae. Gene Ontology annotation, molecular function: protein binding.